Trichoderma asperellum CBS 433.97 is the source of this 1619-nucleotide messenger RNA. RefSeq lists its product as uncharacterized. NCBI's taxonomy places the organism in Eukaryota, Fungi, Ascomycota, Sordariomycetes, Hypocreales, Hypocreaceae. Gene Ontology annotation, cellular component: membrane. The record is from RefSeq and is a predicted model, not a curated record. Gene Ontology annotation, molecular function: acetylglucosaminyltransferase activity.
AUGUACUGGCGACAUUUAUUCGACUCGAAGCAUCAUUACCAUUUUGUUAACCUUAUGCUGUGGCUAUUGUUACAUGAAGAGAAAUUUGAACCUGUUCAAGGACCGACCAUGCAAGCAGUGUUGGGGAUAUCCGCUUGGGACGCUAGACCUGUCAUACACGCACCGCUCAGCGCGGCUGGUUCUCUGGGAGAAGGAUUGUCGCCAGAAGAGCAAUACCUGGCACGUUUGAGUCGUGAAUUCAAACUGACGAAUGAGACGGAGUGGCUAUCAUGGAGAUUUCGUCAUGCUAGAGAUUCUACAAAAUGGGCCGCCGUAAAUAGUGUGCACAACAACUUUGGCUCCCAAGAUGCAAAAGUGGUGUUUACUGAGCAUCCAAAUCCGCUGGACGUGAGAGUUACCCAUAGGAUGGAACUACCUGCUUUAGGAGAUUUGAGUUCGAAAUCUUACGACGCCUCUGAAUUGGUGUUUGGGAUAACAACAACAUACGACAAGAUUAUGGAUCGAGAGGGAGCGCUGUUAAGAAGCUGGACUCGGUGGCUUACAAAUGGCCAUAAGAAGAGUAACGGCGCGAGUCUCGUUCUUAUGCUUGACCAAGCAGACAAGGACGAAGUAAAGGAGCUUGAAGAUCUCCUUCGAACUAAUGGGGUCGAUUCUCAAGUAUUCGCUACAGGAGAGCCGAUGUCUCUAACGAGUCGAUAUCACGAGCUUGCCCAUCUUCUCAAAUCUUUUGGUGCGGUUCUUUCUAGCAGCGGCGGCGCAAUUAAGCGUUGGUAUGCGCUUAUUGAAGACGACGUUUUCCUUCCCGACGUUUCGUAUCUACAGCAUCGCCUGGCCUCAUACAAGACAGACGAGGAGGUCUAUAUUGGCCUGCCAAGCGAGCACUAUGAUUGGGAGGCAACGCGAAGCAAUACUACUACCACGACUUAUGGCGGCGGUGCCGUAUUUCUCACUCGCCCUGCGUUGGAUACGCUUUCGAAACUCGCAUGCUUUGAGAUGCCUGAGCUGAGGGACCGCUUUCAUGCGAAGCGGUGGGACGUAUUUUUGAAAAGUUGCUUCGCGUGGGAUAGCGAUGUCAAGAUGAAUGUCUUGCCUGGCUUUCAUAAUCCGGAUAUCGAAGUGGUCAAUUUGGAUGCGGAUGCUUAUGAGAGUGGCAUACGGCCACUGGUUCUCCAUGACGCACUGGGCCGGCACGGAAUGGAUGUGAAUGUGGCACAUUUGGUGACGAAUGUGUGUGAUACGUGCUUUAUGCAGCGUUACGAGUUUCACGACAAUUGGGUUCUCACUGUGGGAGUAUCCAUCAGCGAGCAUUAUGAUACCGUAAAACACCACUCAAAGGGCUCCAUGGCCAUUAUAGAUAACGUGGCUACGGAUGAAUCGUCGAAGUCACAUGAAGUCAUCAUCGACGAUGCGGGAGUGGACAGGACGGAGCUGAUAUGGACGGAAAAUCGAAGGUUGUGGGAGUUUGCAGAUUCGGUUAUGAGUGAUGAUGGUGCGGUGUGGCAGGCUUAUAUUGAUAAGGCUGUUGGUGAACCUGGGCCUGAGAAUAUCGACUCUGUGAUUAUAUUGGUCUGGGAGAAUAUGACUCGGUAGAUUAUGGUGAUGAUGGAGUAAGACUGGUG